AUCAACUAGAAAGUCUGCUUUUUUCAUCUAUUUAAAUCCAACCCAUUUCACAAAUCGUUAAGAAAAAUUCUGGGUACUCGUUAAUUCUCCAGGAAAAAGCAUCAGUAAAUCCAGGGUGCAUGAAAAAACGGAUCAAGAUUAUGUUUUUCGAUGACGAACAUCAUCAAGAACGUUGCUCGACACCAAAGCUUCCUCUGUACUCGCUCCCGAUGACGAACAGAGCAACCGAGACGCCGGGGUUAGCCACGCCUCCGGUGAACAUCGCCGGCACGGUGCCGUUCCUGUGGGAGGAGGCGCCAGGGAAGCCUCGGGCUCGCUCCGGCGAUGACGUCACGGCCGCCGUGAGCAAAGGAUCUGGGAAGAAGCAAAACGGCGUCGUCCGGAGCCUGGAGCUUCCUCCGAGGAUGUCGGAUGCUGCCGGGAAGAUGGCGGGGAACGAUCCUUCUCCGACCACCGUCCUACACGGUCCGUACGCCGUGCGGCGCCGGUCUCGGUCGCUGAAGAAGGGAGGAGUGAAAUUGGUGAAGGAGAACAGCGGCUUCUUUGGGUCCACGAGGUGCGGUAGCUCGGCGAAAUUUAAGGAGGUUGUCGAGGGCAAACUCGACAUUUCACGUUUCACGGUGGCUAGUUGCGCCGGCGGCGGCGGCGGCAAGAAGGUGAAGAUAAGCAGAGUUAGAAGGAAAAGGAAUCUCCUGAAUCUGAAUCUUUCAUAUUCUAAGUCACAUUUCUGGGAAAGGGUAUACGAAAGGUUUAAGCAAUUGAUUCCAUGGAGGCGUCGGCAUUAGAAUCUCGCAAGGAUGAGCUCUUCAACUACAUUUAAUCGAAUCUCUCCAUUUUCUUUCUAUACAAUCUAAUUUAACAUUUAUUCCCUCAUUGUAUAUAUACAUAUAUAGAAAAAACUUUGCAUUUUAUCUUA
Molecule: messenger RNA, 916 nt
Organism: Tarenaya hassleriana
Lineage: Eukaryota; Viridiplantae; Streptophyta; Magnoliopsida; Brassicales; Cleomaceae
Exons: 2
Coding region: 120-785 (221 amino acids)
Source: RefSeq, a predicted model, not a curated record